This is a messenger RNA of Prunus avium (sweet cherry), 1638 nucleotides long. Its product is annotated as 26S proteasome non-ATPase regulatory subunit 4 homolog. Gene Ontology annotation, molecular function: polyubiquitin modification-dependent protein binding. The record is from RefSeq and is a predicted model, not a curated record. Lineage: Eukaryota; Viridiplantae; Streptophyta; Magnoliopsida; Rosales; Rosaceae. Gene Ontology annotation, cellular component: cytosol; proteasome regulatory particle, base subcomplex; nucleus. Gene Ontology annotation, biological process: proteasome-mediated ubiquitin-dependent protein catabolic process.
AGCAGCCUCCUCUGCAAGUAAAGUACACCUCAGUUUUUAUAUUUUUCUUUUUCCUCAAGAAGCGCAUCAAUCUCUCCCGAUCUUUCUUGUCUCUUCGCAAUCUCCAACUAUGGUGCUCGAGGCGACAAUGAUCUGCAUUGAUAAUUCGGAAUGGAUGCGAAACGGUGAUUAUGCUCCUUCGAGGUUUCAAGCUCAGGCCGAUGCCGUCAAUCUGAUUUGUGGAGCUAAAACCCAGUCUAAUCCAGAGAAUACAGUAGGAGUUCUCACCAUGGCAGGGAAAGGUGUUCGCGUUUUGGUCACUCCUACUAGUGAUCUUGGCAAGAUUCUGGCAUGCAUGCAUGGUUUAGAAAUAGGUGGUGAGAUGAACCUGGCAGCUGGCAUUCAGGUGGCUCAAUUGGCCCUCAAACAUCGCCAGAACAAGAAACAGCAACAAAGGAUUAUUGUGUUUGCUGGAAGUACUGUCAAACAUGACAAAAAGUUUUUGGAGAUAAUCGGAAGGAGAUUAAAGAAGAACAGUGUAGCCCUCGAUAUCGUCAAUUUUGGUGAAGAAGAUGAGGAGAAGUCAGAGAGGCUAGAAGCCCUGUUUAAGACUGUGAACAAUAAUGACACCAGCCACAUUGUUCAUGUUCCACCUGGUCCAAGUGCUCUUUCUGAUGUACUUAUAAGUACACCCAUCUUUACCGGGGAUGGGGAAGGUGGGAGUGGUUUUGCGGCGGCAGCAGCAGCAGCUGCUGCUGGUGGUGUCUCUGGUUUUGAUUUCGGUGUAGAUCCAAACCUGGAUCCUGAGCUUGCCCUUGCUCUUAGAGUUUCAAUGGAAGAAGAGAGGGCCAGACAAGAAGCAGCUGCUAAAAAGGCUGCUGAGGAUGCUUCCAAACAGGAAAAAGGAGGGGAAGCACAAUCCAGCUCACAAGAUGCAACUAUGACGGAGCGUGCCAGUGCUGGAACUUCUGAAGCUGAUAAUAAGAGUAAUGAUUUCAUGGAUGAUGAGAAUGCUCUGCUACAACAGGCCCUUGCAAUGUCGAUGGAUGAACCCGCUUCCAGCCAUGAGAUGCGAGACGCAGAUAUGUCUGAGGCAACUGGAGAGGAUCCAGAGUUGGCUCUAGCUCUUCAGUUGUCUGUGCAGGAGAGUGCAAAAGACUCGGGUAGCCAGAAAGAUAUGAGUAAACUAUUGGCUGACCAGUCUUUUGUGUCUUCCAUCCUAGCCUCGCUUCCAGGGGUUGACCCAAAUGAUCCUUCAGUUAAAGAUUUGCUUGCUUCCAUGCAAAACCAGUCAGAGCCUGAUCAGAAGAAGAAUGAAGACAAAGCACCGAAAGAGGAGGAGAAAUGAUGCAUAUCCUGGGUCGUCUUUCAAUGGCAGGUUUCAUUUGCUGAAUACACCCAGUUCAUGCAAUCUCUCUCCAACCACUAGUAGUGCUUAUCUCUCUACUCUGGUUGUGACCUUUAAGCUUCUAGAUUGACUUUUGGAUCAAUGUUUGCCCGGCAGGUCAUAAAGCUCUGUUUUCGUACCAGUACAUUGAUCUUUAUCAUUUGCUUGAGAAGGCUUCUGAUAAAAACGGACGGCUUUCUAGCAAAAACAAUGUGCAACAUUGAAAUGUAUCUCUGCAUUGAAUUUUAUAUUACAUAUUGUUACGUUACGUA